This is a messenger RNA of Tremella mesenterica DSM 1558, 738 nucleotides long. RefSeq lists its product as uncharacterized. Gene Ontology annotation, molecular function: phosphatase activity. Lineage: Eukaryota; Fungi; Basidiomycota; Tremellomycetes; Tremellales; Tremellaceae. The transcript is spliced from 7 exons. The record is from RefSeq and is a predicted model, not a curated record. The coding region runs from base 1 to 738 and encodes 245 amino acids.
AUGACCUCGGAUGGUAGAUCCAAGGUUGAUUAUGUCAUCUUUGACAUGGAUGGUCUCCUCAACAUCCUUUUGGCCAAAUAUGGGUAUGGACAAAUAACAUGGGGAAUGAAAGCUGGUCAAAUGGGUAUGCCUGCCUUACCUGCUACCAAACAUUUAUUCUCUUUCUUCCCCGGUUUGGAGGAGAAAAUCACCCCUCAGGAAUUCAUAGAUGAGAGGAAUGCCAUUCAAGAGUUGAAGUUUCGGGGAGCCAAACCGAUGCCUGGAGCUCUUUCACUCGUGCAAGGUCUGCACGAAGCAGGUGUCCCAAUAGCCAUAGCGACCGGUUCUAACCUUCUCAACUUUCAAUUCAAAACAUCUCAUCUUCCUGAACUCUUUUCCCUCUUUCACGCAGAUAAGAUUAUCAGCGCCGAUUCUGCACACGUCAAGAGGGGUAAACCUUUUCCUGACAUAUACCUCGCUGCAGCUCGUAGUUUAGGCCGCGAUGUUGGAGACGCAGAGGAAUGUACACCUGAACAAGCAGCGGAAAGAGGUAGGGGAUUGGUGUUUGAGGAUGCUGUUCCUGGGGUGAAAGCAGGUGUGGCAGCGGGUAUGAACGUGGUCUGGGUCCCUGAUUCCAAUUUACGUGCUUUGGCGCCGGAUGAGACAUAUGGUGCGGCUCAAAUCUUAGGUUCUUUGGAAGAAUUUAAGCCGUCUCAAUGGGGUUUACCUUAUAAGACCGUACGCUUCUUCUUUUUCUGA